Molecule: messenger RNA, 624 nt
Organism: Scomber japonicus (chub mackerel)
Lineage: Eukaryota; Metazoa; Chordata; Actinopteri; Scombriformes; Scombridae
Gene: c13h5orf24
Product: chromosome 13 C5orf24 homolog
Exons: 1
Coding region: 1-624 (207 amino acids)
Source: RefSeq, a predicted model, not a curated record
AUGAUGCGCCAGGUGACCAGCAGUGACUUCUGCAUGAACAGCAGGCCGUCGUGCCUCGCAGAGGACGGACACCACCCCGCCUCCCACUUUGACCUGUGCACCUCACAGUCCAACAAGUUCUACCCUCCUCUUCCUCCAUCGUCCCUCCAGAUGACGCUGGCUCCCAUGGCUUUACCCGCCCAAAGCCACAAAUCCAUGGUGUGCCAAAGACAGGAAGUACUCGUUGGUGAUCCCCGCUCACCUGGAGAUAUACCAGGCAUUAAAAGCACUGACCAAGCAGCAGAUGAUGCCAAGAAGAAGAACAAAGGCGCCGGGAAGACAGGCAGACGUGGACGGCCCUUGGGAACUACCAAGCUAGCCGGAUACAGAACCAGCACGGGACGACCCCUCGGCACAACCAGAGCCGCCGGGUUCAAGACGAGCCCGGGAAGGCCGCUAGGUACAACCAGAGCGGCGGGGUACAAGGUUAGCCCCGGACGACCUCCCGGUAGCAUCAAGGGCCUCUCUCGCCUCAACAAACUGGCUUACGGGAGCACCUGCAGUGGAGCGGCUUUUCCCUAUCCGCUACCACACAAAGAGAUCCUCUGUGAACCCUCCUGCAAAGAGAAGACCGCUAAUGAGUAA